AUGCGUGUAGCUAUCCAGCAAGCGACGGCGCUUGUCGUCCUCGCCACGUCUGCGCACGGCUUUGCCUCGUACGCCUCGAACCCGCCGCCGUUCCAGCCGUGGUCGCCGACCGACACGACCAACAUGGCACCGUGUCCGAUGCUCAACGCGCUCUCGAACCAUGGCGUCUUGCCGCGCAGCAACAUUUCGGCCUCGGACCUGCGUUCUGCGCUGGGUGCGCUGCAGUGCGACAGCCUCAUCCAGCGCAUCCUUUCGAGUGAUAGCGUCAUGGCGCUGGGCCAUGGCGGCUUGCUGACGCUCGCCGACCUCGAUGUGCACGGCGCGAUCGAGCACGACGCGUCGCUCACGCGCCAGGACGCGGCCCUCGGCGACAACACCAAGCUGGACCCAGCGCUGCUCUCGGCGUUCAAGGCGAUCUCGGCCGACGGCAAGUACAUAACAAAGUCGGAGCUCGCGGCCUACCGCGUCGUGCGCGCCGCCGACAGCAAGGCGCGCAACCCAUCCGUCCGCUUUGGCGUGCGGGAGCAAGUCACUGCGUACGUCGAGGCCGCGGUGCUCUUCGUAGCGUUUGCAGACGACUCUGGCGCGAUGCGCCUCGACUGGCUCGAGAUGUUUUUCGCCCACGAAAAGCUGCCCUUUGAACUGGGCUGGACGCUGCGCCGCAUCUCGCUCGCCCGUGUGCUUCUUGUGGCCGGCGAGCUGCGCGGCUCGGCCUUUGGCGCCCAAGUGCUGGCCAUGAUCGCCUAAGAAUUCUUUUAUAUAUAUGUGUGUUGUGGA
Molecule: messenger RNA, 777 nt
Organism: Saprolegnia parasitica CBS 223.65
Lineage: Eukaryota; Oomycota; Saprolegniomycetes; Saprolegniales; Saprolegniaceae
Exons: 1
Coding region: 1-747 (248 amino acids)
Molecular function (GO): peroxidase activity
Source: RefSeq, a predicted model, not a curated record